This is a messenger RNA of Micromonas commoda, 174 nucleotides long. RefSeq lists its product with no specific name. The record is from RefSeq and is a predicted model, not a curated record. The annotation marks the transcript as partial. Gene Ontology annotation, biological process: regulation of transcription by RNA polymerase II. Lineage: Eukaryota; Viridiplantae; Chlorophyta; Mamiellophyceae; Mamiellales; Mamiellaceae. Gene Ontology annotation, cellular component: transcription regulator complex; PcG protein complex. Gene Ontology annotation, molecular function: RNA polymerase II cis-regulatory region sequence-specific DNA binding; DNA-binding transcription factor activity, RNA polymerase II-specific. The transcript has a single exon.
UGCGAGACGUGCGGCAAGACUUUCGCGGAGAAGCGCUUUCUGUUGAAGCACGCCAAGACGCACGAUACGGACCGGCCGUACACGUGCGCGUUCGAGGGGUGUGCCAUGGGCUUUCUGGACUCGUCCAAGCUGAAGCGGCACUGGCUCACGCACCCGGGGGUGGGCCACCUGCGA